UGGUGGGUUCUUUUUAGCGUGUGUGUGUGUUCUCGUUCCUAGAGGAGUACAAAGUGGCUUCACUGACUCUGUUGCUCACUCUCCGCCUGAUUCCGGAGCAUGGAAGAGCUGGCCAUGCUUAGGCAGCUUAUCGGUCAGCUUCAACACCUCUUGAAUCUCCACGGCUCUCCUCCUCCUCCUCUCCACCUCCAUCACCAGCCGUUUUUCGAACUCCACCACCACGACAACCACCACAGAUGGUGCGUCCUUGAUAUGAAUGAUGGUUCUGCAGAUGAUUACUGUGAUCUUGUGAUGGCUGCUGGAAAAUCUGGAAGCUUCAAGCUGUUGGAGCCUUCCAUCCCUCCACCUUCCAAGAAAUCUAGAAAGGAGCAGAACCGAGGAAAGUUACUUGGAAAUACUGGUACAACUGAGAUUAUGGAACAAGGAAUUUGGAAAGAAUUUCCGGAAGACCUUAUUGAAGCUGUCAUUGCUAGACUUCCCAUUGAUACAUUUUUUCGUUUCCGCACAGUUUGUCGAAAAUGGAAUUCUUUGCUGGACUCUCAGAGCUUUUCUCAGCAUUGUAACCAAGUUCCACAAGCUAAUCCCUGGUUUUACACUAUAACUCAUGAAAAUGUUAAUUCUGGAGCCAUGUAUGAUCCUUCCUUGAAGAAAUGGCAUCACCCCUCAAUUUCUUCUCUACCCACUAAAAUGAUUGUCUUGCCUGUUGCUUCAGCAGGGGGUCUGGUGUGCUUUAUUGAUAUUGGUCACAGAAACUUCUACGUUUGCAACCCUCUGACUCGAUCUUUCAAAGAGUUGCCAGCCAGGUCAGUUAAGGUCUGGUCUCGUAUUGCUGUGGGGAUGACUUUAAAUGGAAAUGCAACAAGUGAGGGCUACAGGAUUCUAUGGGUUUGCUGUGAUGGGGAAUAUGAGGUUUAUGACUCAGUGAAGAACUCUUGGACUCGACCGGGAAGCAUGCCUUCUAAUAUUAAGUUACCACUAUCACUGAACUUCCGGUCACAAGCAGUUUCCAUUGAUGGCACUGUCUAUUUCAUGCGUUCAGACCCUGAAGGUAUAGUGUCCUACGAUAUGAUUUCUGGGGUGUGGAAGCAAUUUAUUAUACCAGCCCCAUUUCAUCUGAGUGACCACACACUGGCAGAGUGUGAUGGCCAAAUCAUGCUCGUGGGAUUGUUGACAAAGAACGCAGCUACAUGUGUGUGCAUAUGGGAGCUGCAAAAGAUGACUCUCUUGUGGAAGGAGGUUGACAGAAUGCCAAACAUAUGGUGCUUGGAAUUUUAUGGGAAGCACGUUAGAAUGACUUGCUUGGGCAACAAAGGUCUGCUCAUGUUGUCAUUGAGAUCAAGACAAAUGAAUCGUCUAGUUACAUAUAAUGUGAAGAGCAGGGAAUGGCUUAAGGUUCCUGGUUGUCUGGUGCCACGUGGGAAAAAGCGGCAGUGGAUCGCCUGUGGCACUGCCUUCCACCCAUGCCUAACUGCUACAGCUUGAUAUGUUUGUCUUUGUGCAUUUUAGAAGCAUCUGCAUAUCAGGGCAGGAUACUCGCAGUACUGGUCUUAUGGCCAGUCACCUGGCUGCAAACUAUUGCUACCUUUUUUCUCCAGCCCAAUUUUCUUUGUUAUUUUAAUGAAGCAGAUAAUCAGUGGGAUGAUUGUACAAACAUGUUGAAAAAUAACUUUGAAUGGGAAAAGACUACGUUUUAAA
Manihot esculenta (cassava) is the source of this 1695-nucleotide messenger RNA. Its product is annotated as F-box only protein 6. Gene Ontology annotation, molecular function: protein binding. The record is from RefSeq and is a predicted model, not a curated record. Lineage: Eukaryota; Viridiplantae; Streptophyta; Magnoliopsida; Malpighiales; Euphorbiaceae. The transcript is spliced from 2 exons. Bases 100 to 1482 code for a protein of 460 amino acids.